CGUCUUUAACUUUGAGAGCAUUUGAUUUAUUAGCAUACAAUGUUUUGCAUGGUGUAAGUUCACUUGCAUCUAUUAAUAGUUUGAAAAUCAGAUGUAAAUUAUGCUAAUUACUAUAUUUUUUUUGAUGGAACUGAAUGAAAGUUACAUGAAUAUUGUACAUAUGUAUUUGUGUAAGAUAUGAACUUGACCAAGUCAUCGAGGCCACACUACUUGCUUAAUUUUAAAUACAUAAAUUAGUCUUGCGAUGCAACAACAAAAUGUCAAUGUCAAAAUAAUUAUUUCAAUUGCUCCAAUAAAUACAAUAUGAUGGAUCCUCAACAUUCAUAGUUGAUAGUUAGUUUGUUCCCCAGAUAUUUUGUAUUGCAUGAAUGUGAUCUACAGAUUUCUAGGAUAAACAGCUAGCAAUCGUUGUCCCUUGUCCUGAUAUCCGUAUUGUCUCAGACAUUAGUUAACAUUUUAGGGCUUCUGAGACUCAGUGUAAUUAUGCGAGUAUCGCUAUUUUACGGUUCCCUAUUCUUAUUUCUUGCAGUCUCGUCCGUUCAUGGACAAGCCAGGCGAGACAACAAUAAGAUCGAUUUCAUUGUGGAACAAAAAAAUGCCACACAAAUUUUGGACUCAAUGUUUACCAACUACGACUACCGUAUUAGGCCCAGCUUUGGAGAACGAUCAGUCAAUGUAAAUAUGACGUUGUAUGUCCUUGGAUUUCACAAACUUGAUGAAUCAAAUAAAGAAUUUACAAUCCAAAUAUAUUUUCGUCGAGAGUGGUUGGAUCAUCGACUACAUUAUAACGGAAAUAAAAGGAUAUUGUUGGAUGGUGACCAUGGCGUGAAAGUUUGGACUCCAGAUUUAUUCAUUGUGAAUGAAGUCGGUGUCAAAAAGCAUCAAUAUGCCAAAAACAAUGAACUUUUAAUAUUCUCACCAAAUGGAACUGUUAAAAUAUCCGAGAGAGUAACAAUAACAGCCACAUGUCCAAUGGAACUUCGACACUAUCCAUUUGACUCACAAACAUGCACGCUAGAAAUUGAAUCAUUUGGUCACUCCACCAGCGACAUAAUGCUAAACUGGGCCCUUGGACAACAACAAUCGGUUGGGGUAUCUUCCGACGCGAUGGGGGCAAAUGGAUUCACUUUCCUGGGUCAUCGAGCUAGUGGAACGAUCAUUCAGCUAAAAAGUGGUAACUAUUCCAGAGUAUGGGUGGAAUUUGCGUUUACUCGAAAAUGGGCUUGGCACCUGUGGACGACUCACAUUCCACUGACACUUUUCAGCCUCCUUUCAAUAGUUCCACUGCUUUCAGUGUUCAAAACUACAGGUCUAAAAUCCAUCUCUCCAGGUUGGAAACUGCUACCGACGUCUUUGGCAUAUCUCACGGGGCUAUUUGUGUACAAAAACCUAGAUAAUGAAAAUGGAUAUGUUUAUGCACGUGUUUACGUAUAUCUGAACUGGACAUUUGUUGGCAUAACUUUCAUUGGUUGGAUUUGUAUGUGCUAUAUAUCGAAUGCUGCAAUGUAUCUUAAACAAGCUGACGGUCAACGACGAUCAACAUUAAAAAAAGAAGCACCUGCAAUUUCAACCUUGGUGCUGUUAAUUCUGGUAAACUUUGCAUAUUGGACAUGCCUAUUUUGGGAGAUUUCGAAUGACGAUAGCCUGAGUGGUCUUAUAUCGGCUUAGAAAGAAGACGCGUACAUACAUACACAUGAAGCCAUGGAGAAAGUCAACAUGGGUUCAAAAAUAUAUGUAAAAAUAUGUUCUUUAUAAAGUGUUGAGUUGGUAAAAUUAAAAUUUAAUAAUACUGCAUUUUUUGUCUUCCUUCGACAUUCAAAAUUGUUAUUCAACAUUAUACAAUGAUUGUAUUACAAUGUCUCAACAAGAGGUGUUGCCUUGCUAAUAAAUGCAAAAGAUUAUGCCAUAAGAGGCAAAUUGAGA
Molecule: messenger RNA, 1923 nt
Organism: Folsomia candida
Lineage: Eukaryota; Metazoa; Arthropoda; Collembola; Entomobryomorpha; Isotomidae
Product: gamma-aminobutyric acid receptor subunit beta
Exons: 11
Coding region: 484-1668 (394 amino acids)
Biological process (GO): chloride transmembrane transport; chemical synaptic transmission; nervous system process
Cellular component (GO): synapse; membrane; neuron projection
Molecular function (GO): extracellular ligand-gated monoatomic ion channel activity; transmembrane signaling receptor activity; neurotransmitter receptor activity
Source: RefSeq, a predicted model, not a curated record